Molecule: messenger RNA, 2760 nt
Organism: Dryobates pubescens (Downy woodpecker)
Lineage: Eukaryota; Metazoa; Chordata; Aves; Piciformes; Picidae
Gene: CFLAR
Product: CASP8 and FADD like apoptosis regulator
Exons: 10
Coding region: 1053-2516 (487 amino acids)
Biological process (GO): proteolysis; negative regulation of extrinsic apoptotic signaling pathway via death domain receptors
Molecular function (GO): cysteine-type endopeptidase activity; protein binding
Source: RefSeq, a predicted model, not a curated record
GAGGGAUUCACAAUACCCAGUUUACAGGGACAUAGCAUUACUUUAAAAUUAUCUAAAUUAUACAACAAUGAAAAGCAUAGAUUUUCGCACACAUGUACAAUAUUAUCCUCACUACGAGCGAACUCGUAAGGCAAGGCACAAACCAGGGGCUUACUUCUGUACAAACUCUCGCCAAAACACGUGCCUGUGCUUUCCCCUGCACUUCCUCACUGGUAACCGGCGUUACUACCGAAUCGAUACCGGGGCCGAUAAAGCAGUCUUGACUAUCUUCAUACCAGCAGCAGUACAAAAAGCAUAGUCCAUAAGUAUCUAUACACGUACUGAACUUAAGACCAUCCUACUGCCAACUCCGUCUCUUCACAGCGCUGCCAGCACCCCUGUUCACCGGAAGCCAUUUUGUGCGUAACCGACAACCACAGGCGCCGGCGGAAGGUUGCGCGCAUAACGACACGUCCCCUCCAUCACAACCUGCCGCCAUUUUAUGGGAUUUGAGCCGGUUUCUUUGCACCGCGCCGAGUUUCAUCUUUUGACGUAGACGAUAAAGCAAAACGAAAAGCGUAAUCCCGCUCACGCCUCUCCACAAAACACCCAGCGGGUGGGCUCACGAUAAAAUCGUGAGGGUUAAAGCAAACGUGGCUCGGCAGAUGCACUAUGAUGUUAAAACGGCUAAAAGCAUUUCCCUCGUCCCUCAGCUAAACGAGAUCGUUGCCUUGAACGCCGUUGCUAUCUACGCGAAAAGGCAGAACAGAUCUCUCCAUCUCGUCGUAGGACGUGCAACUCAAGAGCGCUCUUGUUCAGCGAUGUGAGACAGUCCAAGCCACGCCCAGUGCGGCGGGGCUGGUACCGCCUCCUCCUCCCUGUUCCUGAUGUCGGACUUGGAGUCGCUGCUGUAGCUGGGAGCCCUCCGGUGCGUCCGGAACUGCUUGUUUUAAGAUGCGUAUAGUUAAGAAUGAAACCAGAGAGAUGCUGUUGUGGACACGAUCUUAAUGUCAUCUUGGCUUCCUGUUUAAAAAACAAUAGGCUGGCAUUUUUCAAGAAACAGCAAUAAAGUGAUGACCAGAUGCCAGGUGCCAGCUGCCCUUAUUUACCAGAUCGAACAAGAACUGGAUAAAGAAGAGGAAGAGAUGAUGGUUUUCCUGUGCCGAGACCUUGCUCCUGACUUGGCCACGGCAGAGCUUAGAGAGCUCUUAGUGGCUUUGAAUGAGAGGGAGAAAUUGUCCUUUUUUGGCUUAUCAGAGCUGUUGUACAGAAUUAAGAGGUUUGACUUGCUGAGGAGGAUCUUGAAGACUGAGAAAGCAACAGUGGAAGCUAACCUCGCCAGGAGUCUCAAGCUUGUCCCUGAUUACAGGGUACUAAUGGUAGAGAUUAAUGAGGAUCUGGAAAAAGAAGAAGUGGGUUCUCUUAUUUUUCUACUCAGAGAUUACACUCCGCGUAUGAAAAUGGCAAAAGACAAGAGUUUUCUAGCUCUUGUGAUUGACCUGGAGAAACUAAAUUUGGUGGCUCCUAAUCAACUGGAUUUGAUAGAAAAUUGUUUUCGAAGUAUUCGCCGGAUAGACCUGAUUAGGAAGAUUCAGAAAUACAAACACGAAGCUUCAAUGUCCUCCAUUCAUUCUCAGCCACUAUAUAUAAAUGCACUUCAGGCAUCUCUCCCUAAUCUCAAUCUGAUUGAUCCUCCUUAUAAUUCUGGGAUCCGGAAUGUGAACAAAGAAGAAUCACAAACUGGACAAAGUCUUACUCUGGCAGAACCAGUCCGCAUGUCUAUUCAGGAAUCGGGACCAGUGUCACAUAAGGUAUAUCAGUACAGAAUGCAAAGUCAGCCUUUAGGAAUAUGCCUGAUCAUAGACUGUAUUGGCAAUGACACAGAUAUGUUGGAAGAGACCUUCAGGGCCUUAGGCUAUGACGUUCAUUGUCACAGAUACUUAAACAUGAACAUCAUGAAUCAAACAUUGCUUGAAGUUGCAAGGUUGCAGAAGCACAGAAAUUGUGACAGCUUCGUUUGCAUACUGGUCAGCCGUGGAAGUCCUCAGAGCAUCUUCUGUACAGACCAUACAUUUUCUGGAUUCCCUCUGGAGCAAAUAAAGAAAUACUUUACAGCAGACUCAUGUCCUGAACUCCUAGGAAAACCAAAGCUUUUUUUUAUUCAGAGCUACAUUGUGCCAGAAAAUGAGCAAGAAUAUACUAGUCUUUUGGAAGUAGAUGGAAAUUAUGAGAAAAUCAUUGCUAAUGCAAAAAUCCCUUCAAAAGUCACUAUCCCCCAAGUAGCAGACAUCUUUUGGAGUCAGUGCAAGGUGGAUGUGUGUACACUACAAAAAUCUCCAAGUUCAUCCUCAUAUUACCUACGUUGUUUGUCUGAUCUACUCCGCAAUCCUCAUAAAAGGAAACUCUCUAUAUUAGAUAUCCAUACGGAACUGAACAGAAGAGUCUAUGAAUGGAAUAAGACCACUGACCCAAGCCAACAAUACUCACUUCUGCUCCAGCACACACUGAGGAAGAAACUUUUUCUUUCUCCCGUCUAACUGCUGCUGGAAAGGACAAGUCUGAAUUAGCUACUAAGAACCACAAAAUAUGAUCCAGUUUCACACAUACUUUAUGCAUUGCUAUUGCACAUACAUCUAAAACACCUAUUGCUUCCAAACCCAGGGAUUUAGAAGUAUUUUGGUAUGUUAAGGCACUAAAUACUGUAUUUCAAUACAGAAGGCAGCUAUCACAGAGCACUGCCACAGAUCUUACAACUAAAUACAACAGGUAAAGAGGAUGGAA